Messenger RNA from Drosophila ananassae, 2942 nucleotides. Its product is annotated as transmembrane protease serine 9. Gene Ontology annotation, biological process: proteolysis. The coding region runs from base 213 to 2876 and encodes 887 amino acids. Gene Ontology annotation, molecular function: serine-type endopeptidase activity. The record is from RefSeq and is a predicted model, not a curated record. The transcript is spliced from 8 exons. Lineage: Eukaryota; Metazoa; Arthropoda; Insecta; Diptera; Drosophilidae.
UCGGCUCUUUUGCCCAACAUGAUAAUUGGUUUUUUUCUGCUCUCUUUCGUUUUUGUUUCGCUGCCGCUGAAAUCGAAAUCUCAAUCGGGCCCUGGGAAGUGGAAGUAAGAUAUGCAUGCUGUUGCGGAGAUUGGACCAAUUUAUUUCAAUUUCGCACUUCAACGAGCCACGUAGUGUCCGCGGCUCCGAUCAGCUAGAUUCAAACAACCGAAAUGCGAAAGCAAACCUUUAUCAGCUUAUUUUUCUGUGUCCUGUUCCUUGGAGCGGAUCGCGGCGUCUUCGCUUGCCACUGCAUUCUGCUGAAAGAGUGCAGCACCUUCGUCCGGCUCCUGCUGCAUCACAAGGCCGGAGACCAGUCCGCCGUGUACGCCAAGGUGCUUGCUGCCAGUUGCGGAUUCCAAGGCCUUGAUCCAUUGGUUUGCUGUCCCUCCUCUCGAAAAUCUUACCGCGAUGAGUCAUCUCCGACCAAGCCAGGUCGCAUGCUGCGAUUCGCUCCACCAGAUGAGCGUUGGAUCUGGAGUGGCGAGAGUGAUGGAAAGGGUAGGCAUUCCAGCUCCAAAGAAGCGUUUAAUUAUCACGAGGUGGAGACAAACUUGCAUGACUACUGGGACUUUAAGGAAAAGCGCAACUGUCCGCAGCCAGUAGAGCCAGAGUUCUUCGACCACAGAUUUGGCCAAGGUGGUCACCACUUCCACUACCAAGUGGAGCAUUUGGACGAGCAUUCGUCUGCGCGACCUAAUCCUCGGGAUAAGCCUAUUAUAUUUCCCGGAGAUUUGCGAUUCCUGCGACAGGGUAGCGAUGAAGAUGAUCUGGGAGAAACACCACUGGCGCCAUUUACCUCACCCACGUUCUCAAAUCUGGAAGGACCACCUCUUGCGCCAUUCACUACACCAAACCCCGGGGAAACCACAACCCCAUUCAUAUCCCUAUCGGCCCCUCCCACACAAACAUCUGGAAUCCAACAGAACCUCCCAGGAUGCGGAAUAAGUGUGGAAAGCCGCCUCCUGGGAGGUGAACAGGCCAAAACAGGACAGUAUCCUUGGCUGGCGAGGAUUGGAUACCGUAAUCGAACCAGUAGCCGGAUUAGCUAUCGUUGCUCAGGAUCCCUAAUAUCCAGAAACUACGUUGUGACCGCCGCCCAUUGUGUGAUUAAUUUGGUGCGCGACUUGGAACUAUCUCAUGUGCGCUUGGGAGUCGAUGAUGCAGUUUCUCAAUUUUCCAUUCAGCGAAUUGUCGUGCAUCCGAACUACGACCAGCCCAGAUAUUCUAAUGAUAUUGCCCUUCUGCGGCUGAAUACUACCACAGGUGCUUUCACACCCAUUUGCUUACCUUUGAACGGCUCUACCACAAUCGGUGAAAGGCUUAUUGGACAAACAGGAGUUGCCGCGGGCUGGAGUACAAUGAACCCCGAAAAUGGAGCGAAUUCGACGUCCGCUGGAGUGCGAUUCAUCAGGCUGCCCAUAGUGAACACGACCAGUUGUGCGAUUGCCUACGCGAGUCUCAGCGAGAACUUCCAGCAGCCAAUAGUGAUCACUCCAAGUCAUCUCUGUGCCCAGGGUCAGCCCAUGAACGACGUGUGCCGGGGCGACAGCGGAGGACCUUUCAUGGACGAUGGCAGCUCUGGUCUUUUUGGAAAUGGCCUCCACACGCUCAUUGGUAUCGUGGCUUUCGGACCCACGCUUUGUGGGGUCAGCACAAUUCCGGGGGUCUACACAUUAGUUAGCAGCUUUUCCGAUUGGAUACUCCAGAGCAUCACUGAGUUCUACUUUCCCAACGAGGCGGCCCAGGUGCCGAACUACGGCAGGUGCAUCACUCCGAACCGGGAAAGAGCUUUGUGCAUUCAUUUGGAGGACUGCAAAUACUUGUACGGGAUCCUGACCACCACUCCGCUGAGGGACACCGAUCGCCUCUACCUCAGCCGCAGCCAGUGCGGGUACACGAAUGGAAAGGUAUUGAUUUGCUGCCCGGAUCGCUAUAGGGACACGUCGCCGGUAACCCAGGCGCCACCUAGGCCAAAUGUCACCACCACCAAUCUGCUGCCGCUGCCCGGACAGUGUGGGAACAUCCUUUCGAACCGCAUCUACGGUGGUGUGAAAACGAAAAUUGACGAGUUCCCCUGGAUGGCUUUAAUAGAGUAUACAAAAGCGGAGGGGAAGAAGGGGCACCACUGCGGUGGCUCCUUGAUCAGCACAAGGUAUGUGGUGACAGCCUCGCAUUGUGUUAAUGGAAAAUCUUUGCCCUCGGACUGGCGGCUGACUGGUGUCCGGUUGGGCGAAUGGGACACCGCCACUAAUCCGGACUGUGAGGUGGACGUCCGUGGCAUGAAGGACUGUGCUCCACCGCAUUUAGACGUGCCCGUGGAGCGAACUAUACCCCAUCCUGACUACAUUCCCAGCUCUAAGAACCAGGUAAACGACAUUGCCCUUUUGCGACUUGGCCAGCAAAUAGAGUACACCGAUUUCGUACGACCGAUUUGCCUGCCAUUGGACACCAACCUGAGAGCGGCCACAUUUGAUGGCAUAACCAUGGACGUGGCUGGGUGGGGUAAGACAGAGCAGCUGUCGGCCAGUAACCUGAAGCUCAAAGCAGCCGUGGAGGGAUUUAGAAUGGAGCAGUGCCAGCAAGUGUACAGCAGCCAAGAGAUUCUACUCGAAGAAACCCAGAUGUGUGCUGGCGGAAAGGAGGGCGUUGAUUCAUGUCGUGGCGACUCCGGCGGCCCUCUCAUCGGCCUUGACACCAACAAGGUGAACACCUACUACUUUCUGGCUGGCGUCGUCUCCUUUGGCCCCACGCCCUGUGGCCUAGCAGGAUGGCCAGGGGUAUACACCCUGGUGGGCAAAUAUGUUGACUGGAUCCAAAACACAAUAGAGGCCUAAAUGUUCACCGUACUUUUUAAUGUGUUUCUGUGUAAAUAAAUUAAAGAAAUAUAUGUGUGUCCCAUA